UUGCACAAUAUACAAGUCAAUUUAAAAAAAAAUUGGAAAACAAGGCCCAAGCUGGCUGGCGCCGUCGCCGCCUCCAUGCAGUUCGGAACGCCGCCGCUUUCUCCGGCCGCUCGGCGCGCCCCCACCUUCCACGCCGACCCCGCCGCCGACGCGAGGCAGCUCCUCGGCGCGCUCCUGCCGCCGCGCCCCGCGCUCCACCACGUCCUGCAGGCCCACGCCCGCCUCGCCGUUCUCGGCCUCGCUACCGCGCGCGCCCUCCCGCAGCUCCUCGCCGCACUUCCGCGCCUCCCGCUCGCCGCCUCCCACUCCUACCCGCUCUCCCUGUUCCGUUGCGCCAGCUGCGCCUCCGCCUUCGCGUCGAACCACCUCCUCCGCGUGCUCCCGCACCCGCUCCCGCUCCGCCUCUUCCCGCGCCUCCCACGCCGCAACCCCCACUCCUUCACUUUCCUCCUCGCUUCCCUCUCCAACCACCUCGAUGCCGACCCCGCCGUUGCAGUCUCCAUCGCCUCCCGCUUGAUGGGCGCCCACGUGCACGCGCUCGCCGUGAAGGCUGGCGCCGCGGGCGACCUCUACGUGCGCAACGCGCUCAUCCACUUUUACGGCGUCUGCGGAGACGUGGCGGCGAUGCGGAAGGUGUUUGACGAGCUGCCACUUGUGCGGGACGUGGUGACGUGGAAUGCCGUCCUCGCUGGCUACGUGAGAGCGGGCAUGGUGGGGGUUGCGCGGGAGGUGUUCGAUGGAAUGCCGAUGAGGGACGAGGUUUCUUGGAGUACGGUGGUAGGAGGUUAUGUAAAGGAAGGGGAGCUGGAGGUCGCGCUGGGAGUGUUUAAGAAUAUGGUGGUGCAGGGGGUGAAGGCAAAUGAAGCGGCAAUAGUGACAGCACUGUCAGCAGCUGCACAGCUGGGGCUGCUUGAGCAGGGGAAGUUUGUGCAUGAAGUGAUCAAGAGAGCAGGAGUAGCAAUGAGUAUGAACUUAGGUGCUGCACUUGUUGAUAUGUAUUCCAAGUGUGGAAGUGUGGCAGCGGCAAAGGAAGUUUUUGAUGCCAUGCCCUGGAGGGAUGUGUUUGCUUGGAACUCCAUGAUCUGCGGGCUUGCUACCCAUGGAUUGGGGCAUGAUGCAGUCCAGCUCUUUGAGAAGUUUGUCAGUGAGGGGUUUUGCCCUACAAACAUCACAUUUGUGGGGGUGCUGAAUGCCUGCAGCCGUACUGGCCUUGUUGAUGAAGGGCGGUGGUAUUUCAAGCUGAUGGCAGAGAAAUAUGGCAUUGAGUCAGAGAUGGAGCAUUACGGAUGCAUGGUUGAUCUUUUGAGUCGUGCUGGUCUUGUUCAGGAGGCCAUUGAAUUGAUCGAAGGGAUGCACAUCCCACCUGACCCAGUUCUCUGGGGCACAGUCCUGUCAGCUUGCAAGAGACAUGGCCUCGUGGACUUGGGCAUAACUGUUGGUAAUAAGCUAAUUGAACUGGAUCCAGCUCAUGAUGGAUACUAUGUCCUCCUUGCAAGUAUAUACGCAAAAGCAAAGAAAUGGGAUGAAGUCAGGAAAGUUAGGAAAUUAAUGUCUAACCGUGGCACCAGCAAGUCAGCUGGUUGGAGCUUGAUGGAGGCACAUGGAAUUGUGCACAAGUUUCUAGUAGGGGACAUGGAUCACAAGGAUUCUGUACAGAUAUAUAACAUGCUUUGCAUGAUUGACAGAAGGUUGGCUGAGGCAGGCUAUGUACCAGACGUAUCAUCAGUCUUGCAUGACAUCGGGGAUGAAGAGAAGGUUCAUGCCAUUAAGGUGCACAGCGAACGGCUUGCAAUUGCUUACGGGUUCAUUGUUGUUGAAGCUGGCAGCCCAAUCCGUAUUGUCAAGAACCUUAGUGUGUGUGGCGAUUGUCAUGAGUUCAGUAAGAUGGUGACAAAGGUUUUUGGCAGGGAAAUUAUUGUGAGGGACGGUAGUAGGUUUCAUCAUAUGAAAGAUGGAAAGUGUUCUUGCCAUGAUUAUUGGUGAUUAAUCAUUGGCAUGUUUAGACAUGAUUUCAAUAUACUUGACAAGUUGGUGAUUGACAUGAGUUCUGUUUCUGUGAGAUUCCAAUGUACCAUUUCAGAUGGGGACCAUAUAAGGCCUCUCCUCAUGAGUUCACAGCUCUAGCUUAUAAGAGGUAUUUUAAACAGUCUGUUCUGCUGAUAAAUAGUCUUUGGGAUUUUUUUUUCAUUAUCACUUUGUAUUUUUUGCUCGGGCAGCCAAUGAUCUCUGCAUCUUGAUGCCUGUUAAGAAAUCUCUGGGGCAUCCUCAUGAAGCAAGAGGUACCUUUAGCUCCCUCCUUUCUCCAAAAUUUAGACAAAGUUGGUGGAAUCAACAGGUGGUAUGUAUUGGACAAAUGUUUGUAUGAAGGUCCACUGCUCAGUUAUCAUCUUAUGGUUUUGCCUCUCUCACACAGUAUCUCUUUAUCAUUUGUCUCCUUCAAAGGCUAUCAGAACCCCAUUAUUUUCUAUGGGUAGGCAUGUCCUGUUAUUUGUUACGAUGUUAGCACUUAGCACCAGCUGCAUAACUCAGUAUGAAAUGGAGGAAAUCAGUAUGUGAACAAUGUUAGAAUCAUAAGAAAAAGAUAGAUAUGCUCAAAUACAUGGUAAUUGGUAAACACAUAUUUAAUGGAACAAGAAGUUUUACUAUACUUGCGUAAAGUUGACAGUUUAAGCAACUAAGCAAGCACUAAAAUGCUGUUCAGAAUUCUGCAUUGAAAGUCUUCAUUUCUUCAAUGAGAAUUUCAAGCAGCUAACACGACUGAGAAUCUGUGCUUCUGUAAGUGAGCUGAUGAUUCAAUAAUUUCCCUCCUUUUGGUGAUAAUUUGCAGUGUGCUUUAUCUUUUAUGGGAUACUGAAAACAAGGGUUAAAAAGUGCAUUCUAUGGAUACAUCAAAGGAACAGAUUGAAGGCAAUGCAACUUUUACAAAUAUUGAAGAUACAAUCUCCAGUCGAUAUCCUCAUCAGCUACUGAAGUUGUUAAGGUCCUACUUGGGGAUGGUCCAAAUCGUGCUUCGUUUGUAGGUUCACCAUUAAGAGAGGCCUUGAAGACUGUUUCUCAAGUCCUGAAGAUUCAACAACGAUUUUGGCCAGUUUUAGGUCCAACAUAUGCAUCACUACAGGCACAGCAGGGGUCGGUUUCUUCCAAUCAUAUCACCAAACGUAAUGAGCUGAAGAAAAGGAAGCAUUCAGGAGGAUUAGGGCCCUUCUGGUGGAAGUUGGGAAGCAAAAGGCUUCUGUACGAAGCGCUUUUUGAGCACCGUCGUCAGAGGAAAAUCAAGGGGUCCGGAGAAGGAAAAGCAACUGGUUUCAGCAGCACCUAGAUGGGUAGUUCGCGGCAUGAACAGGGUAGUUCGCUGACUCGGUUUCCUAAAGCAGAGUAGCUUGCGUUUACCUAGAGCCUAGUUUUGACUGGUUACUUGGUCUGCCGUUUCAGAUGAAGUUUGACAGCAACCCGUUGUGUUAACAUGCGUGGUGUAUCAACCGAAGUUUCAUGUUACCGUCUUUUUCUUUGGUUGGUUCGUACCAUAGAUGUAUGUACUGGUCAUCGAUAGAAAAACCUUGCAGACCUGGAAUGGCAUGCAUCUCAGUUAUUAAA
Molecule: messenger RNA, 3594 nt
Organism: Sorghum bicolor (sorghum)
Lineage: Eukaryota; Viridiplantae; Streptophyta; Magnoliopsida; Poales; Poaceae
Product: pentatricopeptide repeat-containing protein At3g62890
Exons: 4
Coding region: 76-1983 (635 amino acids)
Biological process (GO): RNA modification
Molecular function (GO): zinc ion binding; protein binding; RNA binding
Source: RefSeq, a predicted model, not a curated record